AUGCAAAGAUUCAUUUUGAAGCCUUAAUUCUUCUACUCUUUAGUUUAUUAAAAGGCAAAGCCAACAACCGUAAUUGGUGAUAAAUUACCAAUUUAUGUUACUCCUGCACCAUAUGGAUUAGUUGUAAUAUAAGAAUGGUGGGGUCUAAACUCAUCUAUUUGUAAAACAGCUGAUAUUAUGAGUACUUAUGGAUUCAAAUGUGUUGUACCUGAUCUAUACAGAGGAAAAAUAGCUAAGGAUACUGAAGAGGCAGGACAUCUUCUUUCUGGAUUAGAUUGGAAAUAAGCAUUAAUUGAUAUAGAAGAGUCAGCACGUUUUUUAAAAGAAGAUUUACAUUGUAAAAAAAUAGGAAUUCUCGGAUUUUGUAUGGGAGGUGCACUUAGUAUAGCAUCUAUUACUACCUCUAAAAUUAUAUCUGCAGCUGCUCCAUUUUAUGGUGUUUGUGAUUUGAAUACAUUUAAACUAUCUAAUGCUAAUGGACCUAUUUUAGCUUAAUUUGGAUAAAAUGAUGAUAUGGUAGGAUUCUCUUCAGUCUAGGAUGCUAAAAGAUUAGAAUCCACUGCUUUAUAAUAAGGUAAUAAGAAUUUGUAAGUGAAAAUAUGGCCAGGAGUUGGACAUGCUUUUUGCAAUCAAGAUAGACCAGAAGUUUAUAAUCAAGCUAUUGCUAAAUAAGCUCUAGAUCUAGCAGCAAAAUUCUUACAUGAAAAUUUAAAAUGAUUUCUAAAAUUAUUAUCAAUAGUUCAAUCAGAG
This is a messenger RNA of Paramecium sonneborni, 750 nucleotides long. Lineage: Eukaryota; Ciliophora; Oligohymenophorea; Peniculida; Parameciidae. The record is from the annotation of a GenBank genome assembly.